CAGUCAAGAAUUACCGUUAGUCCGUUACUUCCAUUCCUCUGUUUCUCACUCUCUCUGUCUGUGUCUCUCUUGACUCUUUAGUCUCCAAUGGCAUUGUGUGCACCUACUCACAACCUAUCUCUUAGCUCAGUCAAAAGCCAUGCAAGAAGAAGACCAAGAAGUAGAAGAGGCUAUGGGACUGGGAUGGUUGCAAUGGCAGCUUCAUACGAGUACGAGGAGGGACAGUUAGAGAGCCCCAAGUGGGCUGGUCAGACCCCACUCUCUCGUCUUGUUCGAACUAUCAUUUCCUUCAAGCCCCUCUACUCUCUGCUCAAGCUCGGGGCUAGAAAUGUCCUCAUCAGUACAGCUGAGAAGAAGAACAUUCCAUGGAGGGAAAUGACAAAGGAGAUUCUAGAAUCAGAUGUAUAUAAGGAGUUGGAGCGCGUUCAGAACCCUUCACUUGUAUACCCAGAUUAUUACCUGAAUCCUUUUCAUGCAUAUGAUGAGGGCAACCUUUCAUGGCUGGCUGCGGCAGAAGCAGAGGCUGCAACAAUGUCAAUGGCAAGACGAGCAAUACCUGAUGCUUCUUCCUUAGAUGAAGCUAAUGAAAUAAUACGUGGAAAUUGGCUUCAAGCAAUUGAGCAGCAUCAUCUGCAGUACUCCGGAAAUUCCACGAUCAGGGACAUCUUAGAUGUUGGAUGCUCAGUUGGUGUCAGCACAGGCUAUCUUGCUGACAACUUUCCAUCAGCUAAAGUCACAGGUCUAGAUUUGUCACCUUACUUUCUUGCUGUAGCUCAAUUUAAGGAAAAGAAAAGAUCCCCAAGAAAGAAUCCAAUAAUCUGGAUUCAUGCAAAAGGGGAAGACACAGGCUUGUUGUCCAACUCCUUUGACCUUGUUUCCAUGGCUUAUGUGCUUCAUGAAUGUCCUGAAAAUGCAAUAGUCAAUUUAGUGAAGGAAGCAUUCCGUCUCCUUCGACCAGGAGGCACAGUUGCCUUGACAGAUAAUUCACCAAAGUCAAAGAUCCUUCAGGAAUUGUCUCCAGUUCUGUUCACAUUGAUGAAGAGCACUGAACCAUUCCUAGAUGAAUACUACCUGAAUGAUCUGGAAGCAACAUUGAGAGAAGCUGGAUUUGUUAAUGUACACACAGUUCUCACUGACCCAAGACACAGGACAGUGACUGCAACGGUGCCUCAUUAACCCAUCACAUUUAGCUCCAAUUGAGAAUCUAUUGGCUCCAAGUCUAAGGGCCACAGCUUAACUGCAUAAAUAUACAAGUUUGACAUCAUGGAACAUAUGUGCCUUGAACCUACUUCUGAGGGUUAUUCAUUUAACAUUUUGUUUGUUCCUUGAGUCCCUAUUGUUAAAUGUACUUCACAGAAUGACAAGUGAGUUUUCUUGCUUGUUUAGUUGGCAUCAGAUUGCUUUGUUAGCUCUUUAUAUUAUGUUUGUAAAUUGAGAACUCUACUGAAAACUCUCUCAAGGAUACAUAUUUUUUACGGCAUCAAGUUUGUUUCUUGAGCUGUAUUUGGGUAUUACCUAGUUGGACAGAACUUGAGGCGUGUUGUAACUUUUUUUUUUUUUUUUGAGAAAGUGAUGCGUGUUGUAACUUGUAAGCAAAUUUAUUGGACUUUGGAACAUAAUUUUAGUUGAGACGCAUUUGAUA
Quercus robur (English oak) is the source of this 1642-nucleotide messenger RNA. RefSeq lists its product as uncharacterized. Gene Ontology annotation, molecular function: S-adenosylmethionine-dependent methyltransferase activity. The transcript is spliced from 8 exons. The record is from RefSeq and is a predicted model, not a curated record. Bases 88 to 1176 code for a protein of 362 amino acids. NCBI's taxonomy places the organism in Eukaryota, Viridiplantae, Streptophyta, Magnoliopsida, Fagales, Fagaceae.